UGGUGGUGUUUAGUGCAGUGCGUUGAUGUGAAGUGUGUGAGAUGCGAGAGGGGAGGGCGGGCACGAGCGGGGGAUCGGAGCAUGAUAAGGACUUUGAUGGCAUAUCAGCAGAAGACAGCAGCAAUGAGGAGCUGGCUUCACUGAAGACCCUCCUUCACUUCCCCGAAGAGGUGGCCCUCCGACUCACCGACACAGAGUACAAGAUAUUCUACCAAGUGCCACCGAUCGAGUACCUGCGGCAGGUGACUCUGGACCUGGGCGGGGAGGGUGCGGCGGGGGUGGGGGCGAGCGGGGAGCGGCACAUGAUCAGGCGGGCGCCGCCCACGCACACACCACAGCAGCGCAGCAGCGCCAGGACGCUCAUACGCCGGUUCAACGAGGUGUCUGCGUGGGUGACGGAGCUGGUGCUCUCGGGGUCCAGCACGGAGGAGCGGAAGGUGGUGCUGGCGUGCCUGCUGCGGGUGGCUCUCACCUGCUGGAACAUCGGCAACUUCAACGGCGCCAUGGAAAUCGCUGCUGGGAUCAAGUCACAGAAGCUCAGCUCGUUCCUGCUGAGUAUAGCGGAGGAGCCGCUGCCGGCGCUGGACUUCCUCUCCGCGGCGCUGCUCUCGGCCGAGUACGAGCGGGCGCUGGGCCGAGCGCUCGCGAUGGCCGAGUGCCGACUGAUACCCUUCUUCGGCGCUUUCAUGAGGGAACUCAGGGAGAUCCUGGUGGCCACUCCUUCCCUGACCAGCAGCCACUCGGCAGCCGCCACACCCACACACAGAAGAGACUUCAAGAGAGACUCAGUACGAGACGACAGAGGGUCCCUUAAAAGAGACACAAGGAGAGAGAGCACCAAACGAAUAGACCAAAGCACCACUACCAGCCCUCUAAGGGACAGCUGCAAACGGGACCCAAGACUUAGCGAACCUAACAGACAAGUGUACAUAGCAUCAUUUAACGAGGACGGCCAGCAGUUCCGGAGGGUGGGCCCCGAGGGUCUGGUGAACCUGGAGAAGGUGUACCGGACGCAGGCGGUGAUGGACCACAUCGCCAGCUUCCACCAGCACAGAUACGCGCUCGCCAGGACCGCCAUACCCAUCUUCGGGGACUAUUUAAGAACAGCCAUAGCAAAGUGUGAUGAGCCGGUGUUCGCUCAGCCUAAGGAAAGGAGUACAGGGUCGGACUUCGAGAACGAAGCCCUAUACGAGCUGGAAGGGGGCGGCUACUGUCCGGUCCAGCCUCUGCCACACGACCACGGGGUCACCAUGUUCCCUCUAGCGCCACAGAAUAGCGAACGAAUGGACAGGCAUAUAUUACAAAUAAUGCACCACGGCACGGCCUGUGUGGUGGGGGAGGCGGAGUGGGGCGGGGCGCUCGCACACCUGCGACUGGAGCGGGCCUGUGCGCUGCUCACCUGGUCGCGGACGGCGCACAGGCCACACCUACAGCACGGCGACACCCCAUCCGAAGGCGUCCAGCAGCCCGAAGUGAACCUAUCGUAUAACCCCGAAGAAGUGAUACCCCUCAAGUACUCCGGCAACCUCGUCCACGAGAACGAAGCUGGCGUGGUCGGGGAGGAAGGCUUCAUCGACCUACAAUGCGUCAAAGACAUGAGAUUGGGCGGGAAGCUGCUGGAGCCUCGGGAGAUAGCGGAGCUGUGCGCGUGUGCGAAACGACACGGCCUGGAGACGCACAGCCAGCGCGCGUACAUCAUAUCACUUGUAUACGGCAAAACCUUGUGUGAUAACCGGACUGUACAUUUUGUGUUCCCUUCUUUUUCGUACAGAGUGUGGGCAGUGGGUCUACAUUCUGUGAUAAAAGCCUUACUAAGUCAGACAAAAUUAGCAGACAGAAGUUUAGCGUGGCUAAAAAACAAAUACACCGGUCUAUACUAUGAGGACGGAUGCUGUUGUGAACCUCUCGUCUCCGAUGCUAUUAGAGUAUUCGGUGGCAGAGAAUCAGCGUACGGUAGCUCCUCACAUUCAACCCCAAUCAAAUACACAGACUCGCACGAAUCAACACGAAGUUCCGGGAUCAAAUUCAAAAAGAACAAAUCCACUUCCGAAUUGAAAAGUUCACCCAAAAGUUACGGUUCACACACGUCAGGGACGAGAAGCGAAGAUGAAACAUUACAUGGAUCACCACGACACAGUUCAUACUCCGCGGCGUCAACGCACCAGAUGCAUAGCGCGCCGCGACACAGCAGCCUCACCACCGCCAGCGUCUACAGCGGCUCGCCCAAUAGGAGUAGCCUGCGAAGACUGGAAACAAGCGAACGAUUUUGGGAGAACCUCAAACAUUUGAGAACGGGCUCCAUCGGCUACGAGACGCAACUGGACUUCAUGGAUUUCGUCGCCUUAUUCCGAAGCUUCAGUCUGGUGAUGCGCUCGGAGUUACGGGACGUUUUCGAACAGUUGGCUGUGCCUAGAAUGAGGUCACCCCUAUUGGGUGCCGAAAAAAGCCGAAGCUCACCAGAAUUAUUUCGGAGCAAAUCUGCCUUUCGUUCAGGUCUCCUGACAAGAAACGGUUCUCUAGAUUUGGAACCACCUAGCGAUAAAGCUGGGAGGAAAAAGGCCUUUGAUGUUUUAGCAGCAGCAGCCUUACCAGGCGCUUGCCCGGACAUGAGUGGACGGGUCCUAUCGCUACCCACGCUGGGAAAGUUCUGCGAGACCAGACAAAACGAGCCCAAAACAGAACAACAGCUCAAGGACAUCAUACACAGGCAUGAACCUGACCCAUCAUUGCGAGCAGAGAACUGCCUGUCUUUCGAGGGUUUCGUCAGGUUCCUGUCAGACAAAGACAACUACGCCUUCGUCCCGGAGAGGAGAGCUAACAAUUUAUUGGGGAAAGCAUCAAACCCUGACGAGGAGUACCACGCGUCGGACUUCGCUCGCGAGAUGUCGGGGCCGCUAAGCCAGUACUACAUCGCCAGCAGCCACAACACCUACCUGACUGGCCACCAGCUGAAGGGCGAGUCGUCAGUCGAGCUGUAUAGUCAGGUCCUGCUGACGGGUUGCCGCUGCGUGGAGCUGGACUGCUGGGACGGCGACGACGGCAACCCCGUCAUCUACCACGGCCACACAUUCACCACCAAGAUACCCUUCCGACGAGUCGUCGAGACUAUUGCCAGGAGUGCCUUCGUGACAUCACCGUACCCACUAAUUCUAAGUAUAGAGAACCACUGUAGUCUUCCACAGCAGCAAGUCAUGGCUAGCACUUUUGAGGCAGUGUUCGGAGACCAACUGGUGACGACGUUUCUGUUCGAAGUGGACUACACUGACGAGCCUCGCCUGCCUAGUCCGGAGCAGCUCAAGUACAAGGUGCUUAUAAAGAACAAGAAGCUCUUGCCAGUGGAAUCUAGUCCAACUAUUGGACUGACUGGAGCCAGCUCCGCACAAGGAUAUGGUGGAGUUUUAGCCACAGCUUUUAGGACCAAUGGAGUCCGAAACACUAGCGCGUCUCUUCCGGACGCAAGCAACAGGACUAGCUCCAUUAUGUCAAACCAAUCGGCCGGGUCAUCCCUCACAGAGUACUUCUCCGAUGAAGAUUAUGACGAAGACGAUGAAAUUGAUGAAAGGGAACUCCAUAAGAUUUUAAAUGCGAUGGAGGAAAAGCCAGGCCGGACGUCCCUUUCGCUCUAUCAGAGUUUUCGAAGGAGCGAGGGAGAUGGAGAAGCGGCUGGUAGUCUCAAACAUGCGGCUACCAGAAAAAGAAGCAACCAAAUUGCUCGCGAACUCAGUGAUAUGGUUACAUAUGUACAGGCGAUAAAAUUUCGUGGUCUAAACCCGAUAUCUCCAAGAAGUUCUAUGAAGCAGACGAGCAACGUGACGAAGGAGAACUCCGGUGGUGCGCCGUGCAGCAGCUUCGAGUCUUCCGAGAGCAGCGACAGCACGGGAACUCAACUAGCUCUCAGCCAGCACUCGACCAGGGCGAGGUGUCUCAACGCGCCGGCCGUCCACCACCCCUGCUACAGAUGCUCCUCCGUCAACGAGGCCAUCGCCAAGAAGAUCUGCAGGAAACACCCACUGGCCCUCAUCGCGCACACAGAGACUCAGCUCGUCAGAACUUAUCCCGCCGGCCUAAGAAUAGACUCAUCCAACUUCGACCCAGUGACGUUCUGGUCGUGUGGCGUGCAGCUGGUGGCGCUGAACUACCAAACCGAGGACGCGGCGAUGGCCGUCAACGCCGCCAUGUUCGAGAGCAACGGCAACGCUGGCUACGUCAGGAAACCCAGGGUCAUGUGGGACCCCAACCAUAUAGCUUACAGAAGGUUAAACCCAAUGGACAAGGAGUUUGAUGGCAUACAUGCUGCCCAUUUGACUUUGGCUGUGAUAUCGGGGCAGUAUGUGGCAGAAAACGUGUACUCCUUCUAUAACGCAUACGUCGAAGUCGAAAUUCUGGGAGUACCAGCCGACUGCAGGAAGAUAAAGACAAGAGUCGCUAGGCGCAACGCUUUGAACCCUAUUUGGAACGAAACUUUCACAUUUAAGGUGAACUUCCCGGAUCUGGCGUUCAUAAGGUUUGAGAUAUACGACGCGGACACAAACUACAUGCUGUCUCAGCGAGUGAUACCCCUGCAGUGCCUCCGCCCAGGAUACCGCCAUGUCAGAUUAAGGUCACCAACAAACCAGCCUCUCAACAUGGCGUCCCUCCUCAUCUUCUCCCGCUGCUCGGAGGAGCUGGCCAGCGAGAGCUGCCACAUCGACGCGGAACCCGGCUCGCCGACCCAGCGCCGCAAGAUCCACUUCCUCAUGGUCCACGCUGUGGUCUUCCACGAGCCGUACUCCAUACUGAAGGUCACUCAUGACACGACCACUACAGAGGCAAUAGCCCAAUGCUUGGCCAAAGCCGGCGUCUGUCGGUCCUCUCGAGGCAGCUACGUCAUGGUGGAAGAAGUGCCCUCGCGGACGCCGACGCAGCGGGUUCUGGCGCCUCACGAGAGAGUGCUGAAGGCGGCCACGUCGAAACCCGGCGCUAGGUUGCUGCUGAAACGGGUUGGGGACGAUCCGAGCAGCCGGGCUUGGCUCACUAGCAUACGAUCCGCCUCAACGGACCGGACGAAAGACCAAUCGGUGCAGUCAGACGACGACUCCAGCGCUCACGAGGAACCGCGCAAGCCGCCAGACAGCUUUCUAGUCUGCGUCCACAACGUCUGCCAUGAGAUACCUUACGCUAUACUCAAGGUACCACUCAAUGCUACAGCUGCGUAUGUUAUCUACCAGGCCCUGACCAAAGCGAGGUGUCACGAUGAUCCCAAAAGGUUCUGUCUGGUGGAGGAGUUAGAGUGGGGCGGCCGGGCGGGAGGCGCGCCGCAGCAGCGAGCGCUCGCUGAUGAUGAAGUGGUCUAUACCGCACAGGCCAAUUGGAAGACCCUGGGCAGGUUUGUGCUGCAAGAGAAGGGGAGCAUCGCGCCCCUGCCGCGGCACCGCGCGUGCAUAGCGCGCAUACAGCGCGGACUCAGCAUGACCAGAGGAGCUAUUACUGCAAGCACUGGACUACCGCUAGGUGGUUACAUCUCCAGCGAGGCUAUGGAAGUGAAGACUCCCGUACAGACAGCUUACAGCGACCCCACGCAUUGUAGACGAGUCUCAAGUACGCCUCUGGGCAGAGGAAUAGGGAGAGCAAAAGGACACUCUGACAAAGACAUCAGAUCCUACACACCCAAAAGAUCAGCGGCCAGAGAGGUACACUCAGAAGGCGAAACCGGCGGCUCACUUACCGCAGAGGCCCUCGCAGCACAAGUAGCGCGCUUCAAGAGAUUGUCGUUGAGAAAACUGAGGGCAUGGCGAUCCUGAGUGUGGCAGGUGUUUCGCAGGCUCGGUACAAGCUUAGCGAACCAUCGAGCCUCCCUCUCCUCCGAACUCGGCUCCCUCUGGGACUUUUUCCGAAUCGACAGAGACAGAAGACGAUCAGCACCCGCCACCUACGAACCCAUCG
Molecule: messenger RNA, 5922 nt
Organism: Aricia agestis (brown argus)
Lineage: Eukaryota; Metazoa; Arthropoda; Insecta; Lepidoptera; Lycaenidae
Product: 1-phosphatidylinositol 4,5-bisphosphate phosphodiesterase epsilon-1-like
Exons: 41
Coding region: 42-5780 (1912 amino acids)
Biological process (GO): lipid metabolic process; small GTPase-mediated signal transduction; phosphatidylinositol-mediated signaling
Molecular function (GO): phosphatidylinositol-4,5-bisphosphate phospholipase C activity; guanyl-nucleotide exchange factor activity
Source: RefSeq, a predicted model, not a curated record